CAGUUUCAUCUUUUGAGGCAGGAGAAAAUUAGAAAAACAGAGAACAGCAAUGAACAGCUCAAUCUAUCUCACUUUACUCUUUUUUUGGAUGACACGAGAUUGUGUAAACUGUAUUUACACGAAGACACCCAUUGAUUUAGUGACUGUGGAGUUGGGGGACUCCGUUACAUUAAAUUGCACUUACAAUUGCUCCAGUGGAUUCGUUCAAGGCUACUGGAGUAAAGCGCUCAACAUCUUUGGCUGCCACAUGAUGUUUAGAGAAGGCAGCUUUUGCACAGUGUUUCUUUGUCUCACCAAUGUGUCCGCGGGACAUCUGAAAAACAACUACACUUGCUACACAGUAGAUAAAGAGGAUCCUCAGCUUCAACAAAAAACAGAGCGUCUCUUUUUGCUUCAGCUUCGAGCUCAGAGAAGUCUUCCAAACACAGAUGCUCCAAAAAAUUACAACAAAAAUGCAUCUUUUCCUGCCAAGCCAAAUUCCCCUGGAGGAGAAUUUACUGGAAUUAAGGUUUUGGCAACAGUUUCCGUAGCUGUAGCCCUGGUUCUUGCAGCAUUGGCUGUAUACUUGUGUUUUAAUCGGAACAGACAGAACUGGAACGGUAAAGAGGAGCCUACUGUGUCCAAAUUGGACUUACCACAAUCACCACAUGUAGCCCAGCUACAGAUAAAAGGGUCAACACAAAGUGAAAGGGUGACUUUGAGGAUUCCUCCACCAGAUAAUGAGAGUGAUACUGAAGUUCCUUACGCUGACAUUAUGAUCACCGUCCGUGGUGUCAGCACACCAGAACUCACUCAGGUCGGCUACCUGAUAGCCGGAGACCAAAAAGAGCGGUGGGGAGAUAAACCGAGGUGUCACCUGCAGGCCUCUCGUUCAGCUGACAGACUGCAUGUUCCCCAGGUCAGAGAGGUCAGCCGCAAGAUGAGCACCAACUCUGAGUAUGCAGUGAUCACCUACGCCUGACUUCGACUGCUGCUGCAAAGGAAUGUGAA
Molecule: messenger RNA, 990 nt
Organism: Maylandia zebra (zebra mbuna)
Lineage: Eukaryota; Metazoa; Chordata; Actinopteri; Cichliformes; Cichlidae
Source: RefSeq, a predicted model, not a curated record